AUGCCAUCCUUGACUGGAAGACCAAAAUUCCUAGAGAGAUCAAGGAAGGGACCACACAGCAGACAGAACAGCUACCUUGGAUCACUAUAUCCUUAUAUCUCCAUGACUGCAGAAGUUGUAUUGGCAUUGCCUGUUUCAAAUUCAUGGCCCGAAAGGGGAGCAAGCAAGAUCAAAUUGAUAAAGUCCAGGGUUGGGAGUCGUUUGAAGAAUGAUCUACUCAAUUCCCUUCUGCAGAUAUCAAUAAAUGGCCCUGAUGUCUUCUCCAAGUAGAAUGAUUAUGUAAUCGAAGAGCAGUAAGGCUGUGGAUGAAUGUGAAGAAAAAGAAGAAGGUUGCCUACAAGACAAGUCGAGGAGCUGUAGGGCCACACGCAGGGCAAAAUGGUCGGCUGUAGCAUUACAAGCAGGCCAGAAUGAACAAGCCAAGUCAGUUACCCAAGUAGAAGCAGGUACACACACAGAACAGGGUUAGUUGAACUUGUGGAUUCCGAGAAAGAACAAGAAGAAGUGGCAGCAAAAGUGUUCUGUUUAGACAAGGAAAAUGAAGAAUCUGACAGUGAAGGGGAUGACAGUGGAUGGGAGGACGAUGACGAUUAUGAAGACUACUUUUCUGACUGA
Molecule: messenger RNA, 615 nt
Organism: Porites evermanni
Lineage: Eukaryota; Metazoa; Cnidaria; Anthozoa; Scleractinia; Poritidae
Source: the annotation of a GenBank genome assembly